AUGACGAAAAAGACAGCUAAGGAAAAGGAUUCACAGGUUGUUCCUCAUGGUUACCUCGCUCCCGAGGACAUUGAGUGGGACUUUGGUGGUCCCAUUGGUGCUUUUGGAAUGAUGACAGGUUUCCCGCUUUUGAUGAUCUAUAUGUGGAUCAGUGCUGAAUUUUAUGGAGGCAAGCCCGCUUGGCCAACUGAGGGCGAAAGCUGGGAAGACUUUGGUAAAGUGCUUUUGAACUUGUUCUUGAACCAUGGUGUGCCAUCUUUCAAGUCUUGGGCUCUUUUCACCACCUUCUUUGUCGUGCAGGCCAUCUUCUACUUGACCUUGCCAGGUGUUUGGACCAAGGGUCAGCCAUUGGCCCACUUGAAGAACAAGCAAUUGCCUUACUACUGUAAUGCCGUGUACGCCUUCUACGUCACCAACGUUGUCGUGUUGGGCUUGCACUUUGCUGGCUACAAGUUGUACUACAUCAUCGACCACUUUGGUGAGAUCAUGGUGACUGCAAUUGGUUACGGUCUUUCAUUUUCCGUUUUGUUGUAUGUCUACUGUCUCAAUUACUCGAAGGAUUACCACAGAAUGACCGGUAACCACAUCUACGAUUGCUUCAUGGGUGCUCCAUUGAACCCAAGAAUCGGCAAGUACUUGGACUUGAAGAUGUUCUUCGAGGUCAGAAUCCCAUGGUUCACCUUGUACUUCCUUUCCCUCGCUACUGCCUUGAAGCAGCUCGACUCUUAUGGCUAUGUCUCUACCCAGGUCAUCUUUGUCGUCUAUGCUCACUGGCUCUACGCCAACGCCUGCUCCAAGGGUGAGGAAUUGAUUGUUCCAACUUGGGACAUGGCUUACGAGAAGUUUGGCUUCAUGUUGAUUUUCUGGAACAUCGCCGGUGUCCCAUACACUUACUGCCACUGUACUUUGUACCUCGCUUACCACCACCCAUCCGAGUACAACUGGUCCGUUGAGUACAACGUUGCCUUGUUCACUAUCUUGACCAUUGCAUACUACUUCUUCGAUACCGGUAACAGACAAAAGAACAGUUUCAGAAGAAUCAUGGCUGGCAACACCUCUCUCAGAAAGACUUUCCCAUACUUGCCUUUCUCUGAUCUCGAGAACCCUAGCUACAUCAAGUGUGCCAAUGGCUCUCUCUUGUUGACUGACGGUUGGUACAAGUACGCCCGUAAGGCUCAUUACACCGCUGACUACACUAUGGCUCUUACCUGGGGCGGUAUUUGUGGUUUCGCUUCUCCAUUCCCAUGGUUCUUCCCAGUAUUCUUCUUCAUUGUGUUGAUUCACAGGGCUCUCAGAGACCAAAGAAAGUGCGCUAGAAAGUAUGGUGAAGACUGGGACAGAUACCUUGAGGCUUGUCCAUAUAUGUUUAUCCCAUAUGUUAUUUAA
Candidozyma haemuli is the source of this 1386-nucleotide messenger RNA. It is a transcript of the gene ERG4, whose product is annotated as delta(24(24(1)))-sterol reductase. Bases 1 to 1386 code for a protein of 461 amino acids. The transcript has a single exon. NCBI's taxonomy places the organism in Eukaryota, Fungi, Ascomycota, Pichiomycetes, Serinales, Metschnikowiaceae. Gene Ontology annotation, biological process: ergosterol biosynthetic process. Gene Ontology annotation, cellular component: endoplasmic reticulum membrane. The record is from RefSeq and is a predicted model, not a curated record. Gene Ontology annotation, molecular function: Delta24(24-1) sterol reductase activity.